This is a messenger RNA of Sinocyclocheilus grahami, 1860 nucleotides long. Its product is annotated as glycerophosphodiester phosphodiesterase domain-containing protein 1-like. Lineage: Eukaryota; Metazoa; Chordata; Actinopteri; Cypriniformes; Cyprinidae. The coding region runs from base 209 to 997 and encodes 262 amino acids. The record is from RefSeq and is a predicted model, not a curated record. Gene Ontology annotation, molecular function: phosphoric diester hydrolase activity; phosphatidylcholine lysophospholipase A1 activity. The transcript has 9 exons. Gene Ontology annotation, cellular component: endoplasmic reticulum membrane. Gene Ontology annotation, biological process: N-acylethanolamine metabolic process; glycerophospholipid catabolic process.
CCAGUGUUGGUUCAGAGGGUUCAUAAUUGACUUUAUUGACUACACACUGAAGUGUAGACUGUGAACCCUGGAAUACUGCAGAAACUACAUGCAGUCUGAACAUGAACUCCACUUGAAGUAAUUUAGUUGACUAACAAAUGCAAAUACCAAGCACUGCUAUUGUUGUUUUUCUUCAUCUCCAGGAGCUGGUGAGAACUUGGAGAACACAAUGGCAGCCUUCAGGCACGCUGUUCAACUGGGCACUGACAUGUUGGAGCUGGACUGUCAUUGGACCAAGGAUGAGCAGGUGGUGGUGUUGCACGAUUCCAACCUGAAGCGGUCGACUGGAAUUAAUGCAUACAUUUCAGAUGUGGCUUAUGCUGAUCUUCCACCUUACCUUUGUAAGCUUGGGGUGUCUUUCAAACGAGAGUGCUACUGUGAAGGAGGAGAUGACAAACGCAUCCCUCUGCUGAGAGACGUUUUUGAAGCUUUUCCAAACACCCCUAUAAACAUCGACAUCAAGGUCAACAAUGACACUCUCAUCAAGAAGGUGUCCGAGCUGGUUGUGCGAUACAACAGGGAGCAUCUGACCGUCUGGGGAAACUCCAGCAACGAAGUUGUUAAGAAAUGUUACAAAGAGAAUCCACAAAUCCCAAUCUUGUUCAGUUUGCCCAGAGUGCUGCUGUUACUCGGUCUUUUCUACACAGGCCUCCUGCCCUUCGUCCCGCUUAAGGAACAAUUCCUGGAGAUUCCCAUGCCUUCAAUCAUUUCCAAACUCAAGGAUCCUGAGCGUCAGACACGGAGUCAGCGUUUCGUAACAUGGCUGGCAGACACGCUCCUCAUGAGAAAAGCAUUAUUCGAUCAUCUGACGAGCAGAGGAAUACAGGUGUAUGUCUGGGUGUUGAACGACGAGGAGGACUUUAAACGUGCUUUUGACCUUGGGGCUACAGGGAUUAUGACAGACUAUCCCACCAAGCUAAAAGAGUUCAUGGAGAAAAACAACUACACUCUUAAAUAACACUUGUCAGCCAAAGUAAACAAUCAAUUAGCUUUUCCACUGAUCUUUGGCUUCUAAAUGGGCCUUUUAAUUACCCAACAUUCUUGCUGUUGUGGCAGCUAUCAGUUCUGCAUACAUCUGCGAUCAGCGUCGGAGCCAUUUUAAACCAAAUAGGUUGUCAUGAAAUACUUCUGUUGCUUUAAGUUCAUAGCAAUACAUGUUAUCCAUAAAAAGAGGCUGAGGUUAUGGUGAGUUAUCAAUCAUGUUGGGAUGGUGUCAUGAUCAUCAUGACAUUUCUGUGAAGUUUUCUCUACAGGCACUUUCAUUGUAUUGUUAUUACAAUGUGAGGAUGUAAAUCCCACAGGUACUUGCUGUGCAUCAGUUUCUGCAAUAACACUGAACUCACUAAAGAGUCAAUUGUCUAAAUUUCGAGACCGAAGCUACUGAGGUUUUUCCAGGGCACUAAAAAUAAAUACUAAUUUCAGGGGUGUACUAUGGGAUUGUUGAGAGACCAAUAAUCAGAAGGCAUUAUAUAUUUUUAUGUUUACUCUCUGGUUUGAUUUGACGUGUAUAUUUUGUUUUUGUGAAUUUGUUUCUUUUAACAAUAUUGUCAAUUUUGAGAUAAGUUGUGGCUGAAAAGAUGCCUCACUAUUGCUUGAAAUGUUAAGUGUAGUUUAAUAUAUAUGACCACCAGUCAGAAGUUUUGACACACCAACUCAAUCUUCAUUGUUACUAUGUCAACAUUACAAUGUAUAAUAUUAAAGAAAGUAUGGUAAUUAUGUACCAUUUAAAACAUUUUAUACAUGUGAAAACUCAUUUGAGUUGCUUCAAAACUUGUUUCUGCUUUAAUUUAAUAUAUACUCCAACUCAUAAUGAUAAUAAUA